Messenger RNA from Limulus polyphemus (Atlantic horseshoe crab), 1597 nucleotides. Its product is annotated as Down syndrome cell adhesion molecule-like protein Dscam2. The record is from RefSeq and is a predicted model, not a curated record. The transcript has 8 exons. Bases 228 to 1343 code for a protein of 371 amino acids. Lineage: Eukaryota; Metazoa; Arthropoda; Merostomata; Xiphosura; Limulidae. Gene Ontology annotation, molecular function: protein binding.
UCAAUAACCCCGCCCGAAAGUUCUUUGAUAGAACAGAGAUAUUACGAAAUGGCACCUACAGCAGAAUCACACAAAACUGUUUUGUUAUCCAUCGUAUAUGCUGUCUUCCUUUUCUCUUUUACUGAAACUUGGAAUUAAAGAAGAUGCACUACUGGAGCGAACGUCAUCAUUCUCGAGGAAAAGGUUACAACCUUUUGUAAGUGCGUAGCGUGUUCUUUGAACGGCUGAUGAUGGCUAGUAUUACUAUUAGUAACGACAAACAACGGAUAAGACGACCUCUAUGCCUUUGGAUCUGGCUACUUCCCGUUGUCUCUUGCCAAGUAAUUCCUGAAGUCACGCCAUUUUUAGAAGAUGUUCGGCUUCACCGCGGUCAGCGUUACCAACUCACGUGCUCGGCAAGCCAAGGAUCGCCACCUUUAACAUUCCAGUGGCUCAAAGACAGAGUUGCUCUCAGAGACACAAGUCAGCUAACCAUCCGGAGACUAGACGUCUUCUCGUCUAUGUUGGUCAUCGAAGCAGUUCGCGAGGAGUAUGCUGGGAACUAUACCUGUGUGGUGUCCAACAGUGCUGGAGAGGACACUUAUACCACCCAGCUUCAUGUUCUAGUUCCUCCACGGUGGAUCAGGGAGCCUUACGAUGUGUCAGGUGUGGUUGGACAAUCAGUCACGUUAGAGUGUAAUGUUGGUGGGUUUCCCAUACCCACUGUGUCCUGGACUAGGACUCAAGGUUUUACUUCGGACGAGAAAACGACCGUGCUACGUAAACACUGGAGAGUAACAGAAUAUGGUGACUUGAUUACAAGAAAUCUCGAGAAAGAUGACAGAGGGUUCUAUACGUGUGAAGCCUUCAACGGCGUGGGAGAGGGUGUCCGAAAAACUAUUCGUCUUGAAGUUCAAGUUCCUCCAGCCAUUCAGCCUAUUCCGUCAGUUGUUACAGUAACAAGAGAAGAAUCGAUCAGACUGAUGUGUAAUGUUACUGGAGAUCGCCCUUUGAUUGUAUCCUGGAAGAAAGAUGGAAUAAGUCUGGGUUCUUCUUCUCAUAGAGUACAAAUAUCCGAGUUGUCGACAGUAGGUGGCGUACUUCUUGAACUGUCACUGGAAGAAAGCACUAGAACUGACAGCGGUGUGUAUACAUGCAUUGCUACUAAUAAUUACGGUGAAAGAUCCAUAAGGACUGUUGUCAACGUCCAAGAACCCCCCGGGCCUCCCGAGAAUCUAAAUGCUAUAAAUGUGUGGAGCAGAACAAUUCGUGUCACCUGGUCUCCCUCAUACUCAGGAAGAAGUCCAGUUAUUAGAUACAUCUUGCAGUAUUGGAAAGAAGAUGUUGAACGAAACGUAUCCUAAACAGAUAUGUGAUGUUUCCCUGUUAGACGUUGUACACUACUGCAUUGAAUGUGUUGUAUUGCACAUAAAAACAUUUUGUCUACCGAAUGUUCAGCCUAUCUGAAGAAGUCUGGUACUGAACGAAAAGCCUCCUGAGUAAAGAUGAACCUGAAAACUAUUAUAAGACACUUCUGAUUAGAUAUCAAUAAAGGAAUAAUUAAGAGGAAUGUAACUGAAAACAAUUCAGCCACGUUUGAUUUCAUCAGAGCAAUAGC